AUGGGGAGGGGUCAGAUGGUAGAGGGGGACAGGGAGGGAUAUCUGUCCAAUCAAGCGACCACAAUUCUCCACACCUGCUCCAUCAGAAAACGUGCCAUGAUCUGCUUCGUCUCCUGCUACCCAGUCAGACUGAUCAGCCAUUCCUCUGCCUGCCCCGCUCAGCCCUACCUCGCCCUCCUCAGCCAGACUCCUGAUUGCCUCAGCCAAUCUCUCCAGCUCAACCUCCUCAGCCCACUCCCUCUGCGGCAGCUUGAACGCCACCUCCACCAAGGGGCCCAGAUCCUUUUGUUGAACAAAUGGACAAAUGCUGAGGUUUUCUUCUGCAAUGUGCUAUGGUCUCCUGAGGAGCGUCUUUUGGUGUCUCUCGGAGUGACAGAAGCUUCCAUCUUUUUGAUGUUGAUCUUCUUAAGGAAAAGAGUGCGAGUGGCAAUCGCCCUGCUCAGAGAGGCCAGCAAAGCAAUCGGACACAUCAUGUCCACACUGUUCUUUCCAGUCAUUACUUUUCUCUUGUUGGCUGUUUGCAUCUCCUACUGGGCGGUUACUGCUGUUCAUCUAGCAUCCUCAGGUGAAGCGAUCUACAAAGUGAUGUCUCCUGAUGUGAGCUGCCCCUAUGCCAACAGUACCUGCAACCCCAAGACCUUCAACAAAACCAACAUCUCCAAAUCAGCAUUAUGUCUGGAUUCUCAGUGUCUGUUUGCCUUCUAUGGUGGAGAGACAUCCUACCACCGCUACCUCUUCCUGCUGCAGCUGUUCAACCUGCUGGUUUUCUUCUGGCUGGUCAACUUUAGCUUGGCUCUGGAGCAGUGCACCCUUGCUGGGACAUUUGCUAGCUACUACUGGGCCAGGAGGAAGCCUCAGGAUAUUCCACCAUGUCCACUCUUUUCAUCAUUCAGCAGGACUGUCAGGUAUCACACAGGGUCUUUGGCAUUCGGAGCUCUAAUUCUUUCAGUUGCCCAGCUGGUCCAGAUCAUCCUGGAAUACCUGGAGCAGAAACUGAAAGGUGUUGACAACAGCCUGUCAAGGUUCAUAAUGCACUGCCUGAAAUGCUGUUUCUGGUGUUUGGAGAAAUUCUUACGCUACAUGAACCGUAAUGCUUAUAUCAUGGUGGCAAUCUAUGGCAAAAACUUUUGUACUUCAGCCAGAGAAGCCUUCUUCCUACUGAUGAGGAAUAUGGUCAGGGUUGCCAUUCUGGACAGUGUGACAGACUUUCUGUUGUUUCUGGGCAAAGUGCUGAUAGCAGGAGGAGUUGGUGUGGUUGUAUUCUUCUUCUUCAAUAGGAAGAUACCUGUUUUCCAGGAGGAAGUGCCUAAUCUCAACUACUACUGGGUUCCCCUGCUGACGGUGGUGAUAUGUGCCUACCUGAUUGCUCAUGGUUUCUUCAAUGUCUAUGCCAUGUGUGUUGACACACUCUUCCUCUGCUUCUGUGAUGACUUGGAGAGGCAUGAUGGGAGUUCAGAAAAACCCUUCCUCAUGUCCCCAGAGCUGCACAGAAUUUUGGGAAAAUCCAGUCAGUUGCAUUGAUAUCUAUCCACUGCAUCAGCAGCCAGUCUGGUCAGUCUUUAUCAAUCAUUUCUGCAGAAACAUCAGCAGGUGAAAUCCCUGAACACUGAACAAACAUGAGACUAUAGAAGGACAAAGAUCUGUGCAACACUGUUACAGGGUCUGAUCUUUGUGGAGUCCCUUUUUUAUGCUUGUGUCAUGUUAGCCCUUGAACUUCAGGGGCUCAGGCUCAACUGCUAAACAUGUGUCCAAAAUGUCACCAAUAUUUAGUCCCUCCAAUGAGUAAGUGAGAAGAGCAUUGUUUCGUAUUGAGAUUCAGUGUAUGUAUUUGAAACUGCUUCCUCUGAACCUUUAAUUGUAUGUGUUGUGUGUUUUGAAUGAAUGUUCAAAAAACUUUUUUGCAUAAACUUCAGAGUGUGUGUAAAUCAUUGUAGAUGGAAGUGAGUGUGGCCUGAACAAAUGGAUUCACCUGAGACCAAAAAAGGACACAAACAUGUUGGUGUCUACACCUCACAGCCCAGUGCAGUGUGGAACUAGAGGUUCAGCCACAAGACCAAUGUGCUUGUUACAUAUUAAAACCUCACAUAUACUAUACAUAUGUACAGUACAGGCCAAAAGUUUGGACACACCUUCUCAUUCA
This is a messenger RNA of Epinephelus lanceolatus (giant grouper), 2140 nucleotides long. The record is from RefSeq and is a predicted model, not a curated record. NCBI's taxonomy places the organism in Eukaryota, Metazoa, Chordata, Actinopteri, Perciformes, Serranidae.